AGUCCUCUGAAAGACCAGUGGGGUCGUAUUUGUUGUCACGGGAUGCGCUUCCUCCAAAAAAGAGGCCAAAAAGUAAACAGAAAUCGAGGUAGCUUAGUAGCUAAUAGGGAUGUGGAAGUACUGUUGGCUAACGUUAAUUAACGACUCCUUAACGGUAAACGGUUGUCCAGUUGAAACAAACCCAGGCUUGUUUUUUUAACAAGCCCAGAAGAUAUUUAAUAAAAAGGAAAGGGAAGACGAGAUGGAAAUGCUGUGUUUCCGGUUACCGGGCCACGGGGACACGACCCUGAACCACAUGAAUUCACUGAGGUCUCGUCAGCACUUCUGUGACAUCACCAUUGUGGCCAGCAACAACCAGACAUUCAAGGGACAUAAGGUGGUGCUGGCUGCCUGCUCGCCCUUCUUACGGGACCAGUUCCUCCUCAACCCGUCCCCGAAGCUUCAGGUGUCGAUGCUGUACAGCUCCACAGUGGUGUGUGAUCUCCUUCAGUCUUGUUACACUGGCGUCCUGCAGUUUAACCCAGAGGAGAUUGUCAACUACUUGACCGCUGCCAGCUACCUACAGAUGGAGCAUAUUGUGGAGCGCUGCCGAGGAGCCCUGAAGAAGUAUGUGCAGCUGAAGAACCCUAGUUCCGUGAAGAAGACUUCAGAGGAGGGCCAAACUCGACCGGUGAUAGUCAGUGGAAGCAUUCAUUCUUUUCCAUCCUCAUCUCCUCCCAUGGACAGAACCUCCCCUGUGCACCUAAACAGUCCUGUAGUACGCUCAGUGGAGGAAAACAACGGCGAUAUGUCUGCACAGGGCAGCAGUCAACAGCUCGAUGACAGUCCCUUGGUGGAUCAGCCAUGUAUCAAGGUUAAUACAUCAGAUGAGGAGGAAGAGGUCAGACAGGAGGACUAUGAUGUCUUCAGAGUGUACGUCUCCGAAGAAGAGCAGAUGAACAGAGAGAGGGAGGAGGAGAGAAGAGCUCCCUCUGACGGACCUCAAGAUGCGUGUUACCCAGAGACAGAAGGUGUCAUGAUUGGAGGGGAAGGUGGCGAAUAUGACUUGAAUCCGGUAGAAGAAGAUCUCAGCACUGGGGGACUUUCAGUAGAUGGGCUCCGCGCUUUCAGGCGCAGGCUGUCUGACCCUAAAAUUGGCCGGGGCCGAGGGAGAGGCAGGGGGCGGGGUUUUAAGAGGAGAAGGUGGGUGUCAGCACAGGACAAAAGGCCUCCAGGCCUGGAUCUCCACCAGGAUUUGUGGUAUCUUGCAACUGCAGGGAUGGGAGGGAGUUUCGGGCUAGACUACACCCAAGAAGGGCUUAAGACAGGAAGCUAUGUCUCAGUUGAGCUCCCAGGGUUAGACUUCAGCAUGGGCGAUGCUCAGGGAGAAAAGGUCUCACCAAUGGAUGCCAGUAGUUUGACCCAGUAUGCCCCAGAGGAGUCUAAUUGUUCUGCUCGUGAGGGGAGUUCAGGUUUGACAGCUGUUGGAACAAAUGAGGGAGGGGACGAGUCUGUGGCAGUGGUGGGAUCCACUUCAAGUGUAGCUGGGCCUGUAAUCUGCGAGCACUGCGGCGUGACGUUCCCCUCGGCCCACUCCCUAGCCAUCCACUCCCGCUCCACUCACUUGCUGUAUGCCUGCCCCUGCUGUGGCAAACACUUUCACCACUCCGCCAACCUCACCAGACACAUGGCCGUGCACCGAGGCGCUGGCAAAACCCACCAGUGCCCCCUGUGUUACAAGACUUUCACCCAGAAAUCCACACUGAUAGACCACAUGAACCUCCACAGUGGCGAGCGGCCACACCGCUGCGCAUACUGCCACGCCCGUUUUGCCCACAAGCCUGCCUUACGACGGCACCUGAAGGAACAACACGGGAAAACCACGGGUCAGAACUCCCUACAUGAACAGGAGGAGAGGGAGAGAGCGAGAGGAGUCGCUGGAAAUAUACGAGAGGAAGAGCAAGAAUGCCUGGUUACUGAACGAGUGUCAUAGGCCAGACCAGUAAAGUGUCUGAACACCUGAAGCUCAUCGGGCUCAACAGCUUACUACAGUUAAAUUUGGCUGAGUGAAGAACUGUGAGAUCAGUCUGUUGGCUGUAAACUGACUAUGAGGCCUUAAAAAUCUCAGACUGUGUACAAUAAAGAUCCUUUUGCAUUCAAACAUGUAUAAAAUAUAAAGAACGGGUGAUGGAUGUGGGUUAAAAUGACUGCGAGUGCGUAGUCCUCCACUGUCUUACACUGAUAACGGAAGUUUCACAACAGACAUGUGAACUUCUCAUAGAAGGAAAAGCACAUGUUUUACUAGUAACAUUAACGAUGUGCCCCAGUGAGUCAUGAUAGGGUGACAGCACGCACCAUAACACGAUCCUGAAGCAGAAGCGGCUAAAUAUAAUUCAGCCAGCAUUCAUUUUAUUAUAUACACCUGUGCUUUUCCUACUGUGACAAGCGUCGUCUGUGACAAGACGCCUGUGGAUUUUCAUGUUUCAGAGAACUGUUUGACUCACUGUAAUCUUCAGCGUGAAUAUACGUAUGUAAUACAUGUUCAGUGCUAUGACUGACCGCAGGUUAAAGAAAAGAUGAUGUAAAUAAAAUAAAAUGGAAAGCAAGUC
Molecule: messenger RNA, 2588 nt
Organism: Micropterus salmoides (largemouth bass)
Lineage: Eukaryota; Metazoa; Chordata; Actinopteri; Centrarchiformes; Centrarchidae
Product: zinc finger and BTB domain-containing protein 12-like
Exons: 5
Coding region: 242-1972 (576 amino acids)
Biological process (GO): regulation of transcription by RNA polymerase II
Cellular component (GO): nucleus
Molecular function (GO): protein binding; DNA-binding transcription factor activity, RNA polymerase II-specific; RNA polymerase II cis-regulatory region sequence-specific DNA binding
Source: RefSeq, a predicted model, not a curated record